Molecule: messenger RNA, 1537 nt
Organism: Tachysurus vachellii
Lineage: Eukaryota; Metazoa; Chordata; Actinopteri; Siluriformes; Bagridae
Gene: ctss1
Product: cathepsin S, ortholog 1
Exons: 7
Coding region: 13-984 (323 amino acids)
Biological process (GO): immune response
Cellular component (GO): lysosome
Molecular function (GO): cysteine-type endopeptidase activity
Source: RefSeq, a predicted model, not a curated record
UUUACAGGGACUAUGGUGUUUAUUUUGUUUAUGGCUCUGCUCCUAUCAGAGGUUUGCUGUGAAAUGAAUCUAAACAAAUAUUGGACAUCCUGGAAAAUGCAAUUCAAUAAAAAAUACAUCAGCACAGGAGAAGAAGUGUUCAGGAGAUCUGUUUGGCAGCAUAAUGUUGUGGAAGUGAUGAGACACAAUAAGGGCCAUCACAGCUUCACUAUGGGACCCAAUCACCUGUCAGACAUGACAGAAGAAGAAAUUAAUGCUAAGCUGAAUGGUCUGAGGAUGGAAAAUGUUUCCCUGGAUAAUAAUGAGAACUUCCCAGUACUAAAUGACUCCCCUGUCCCUGACAACCUGGACUGGACUGAGAAGGGCCUCGUCAGCCCUGUGCAAAACCAGGGUAUGUGCGGGUCAUGCUGGGCAUUCAGUGCAAUUGGAGCUUUAGAGGCUCAGAUGAUGAAGAAGACGGGUUUUCUGGUUCCUCUGAGUGCUCAGAACCUGGUUGACUGCAGUGUAAAGGAGGGAAACCAUGGCUGUAGAGGAGGAUUCAUGACUAAAGCUUUCACUUACAUUAUACACAACAAAGGAAUCGAUUCAGAUGCCUUCUACCCUUAUCAACACAAGGAGGGGUUGUGUCGUUAUUCUCCAAAAGGCAGAGCUGCAUCCUGUUCUGGUUUCUGGAUUUUUCCUCACAUUAAUGAAUCUGUGCUGCUGAACAUAGUGACUCAGAUUGGACCUGUUUCUGUUGGAAUUAACGCUCAUCUGGCCUCAUUUCACAGAUACAGGAGUGGGAUUUAUAACGAUCCCCUGUGUGAUCCUCGGACAGUGAAUCAUGCUGUUCUGGUGGUUGGAUAUGGAAACAAAGGAGGACAGGAUUACUGGCUGGUCAAAAACAGUUGGGGUACAGCGUGGGGAGAGAAGGGUUAUGUCCGUAUGGCAAGAAACAGAAAUCAAUGUGGAAUCGCUAAUUUUGCUAUUUUCCCAAAAGUCUGAACUUUGAGCUGAAUUUUUACCUUUUUUGCCUUCAUCACUCUCUCUAAUAAAGUUCUUUAGUUUGUCCACUGGAGAUGAGAUGGAAAAGCAGUAUAUUUUUUUUUACAAGAGAAAGAAAACAUUUUCAUUUAAACUUGUACCUUUAUUGUUUUUUCAUCAUUUAUUAUCAGCUAUAAACAUGUACCAUAAGCAGGCAUUAUUUUAAAUUUGUUAUUUAUCUUAUUAGAAGAAAAAAGAUUUACACAAAUACAAGGUUUCUGAUUCUAUUUGGAUCAAUUUUGUGACAAAACAAAAGCACAUUCAAACAAACAGACGUCACUAAAGUAUUUAAAGAGAACAAUGUCUAAUCUGAAGGACUUGAGUCAGAAUCCACUGUCAUCAUGAGUUUAAAAGUGCAAUACAGAGCAGCAUUACAAGCUAACAUUGCUAAUCGUAAGUGUUUUAUAAACACUUGUGUGUGUGCGCAUUGGACUUUAGUGGGCUUUUGUCUGUAGUGGAUUUGUAAUGUUGUGUGUUUGUCAGCUCUAAAGUAAAAAACAUCUGAUGACCUAAA